AUUGAAAUUAUGAAUUUUGUUAUUAAAAUGUUUUAUUAGACUAAUAAUGUAAUUUUAUUGACUUAGCCGGCUUUUCUUAAUUAUUUUUAUUGUUAUAUUUACCAGCGUUUAAUUUUUCUGCGUGGACUUUCAAGUAUUCAAACAUGUUACAAAAAUGGAAGAAUAUUCUUAUAAAUUGGGUGAAUUGUUAUUUUAAUACGAGCAAUAAUAAACAGCAAGAUAUUAAUGUGCAGUCGCUGCUCAAUAUAAUUUCACAUUUACGUGAAAAUCUCAAUUUAGACGAUUCUAAAUCAUCAGUACUAGAAGCACAUACAAUAGAGGAAUUCAUUUUGGAGAAGUAUCCAGAAUUUAAAUUUAAAAAUGGAACAAUUGAACCCACUACUCAGGAGGAAAUUUAUGUGGUUGCAUCUCUAUUACUUUUCUUUGUGUGUGUUAUUUCUAAGGAUGUGGAUAUAAAAAAUGCAAUGUGCAGUAAACUGAGUGCAGACGACCAGGAGGUUAUAUUAAAAUUUAGUAAGUCCCUUAUGGAGUGUCACCUUAUAUCUUAUAGGGAUGUGCAAACUGCUAUUACAGAAGCCUGUGGUCAGGAAGUAGCAUCUGCACACAGCUCUCACUCUAUAAUCUCGGCAACUCCACCAGCGUUACGAUCUCUGCAUAGUGAAGUAAGGCGAUUACAAGCCGCUCUUGAUGCUGAACGUUUUGACAGGAAUUAUCUGCAAGAAGAACUGGCCAGGAUGAAUAUGAAACUAGAAAAACUAUUGAAGGACAAAGAAAAAUAUAAACUGGAUAUAGUAAAUCUUAAAGCUAAGAUUUCAAUGUGCUGUGGACAAGAGACAGAACAACCAGGGGUCAAUGCUGUUACAGAGGGCUCCCUCAAAUUGACGAGGCAACUACAGCAAUUGGAAGAGAGACUUGUAGAAACACAGGGCCAGCUUGAUGAUGCAUUCUAUGAAAGAGAUACAUAUAAAACCAAGGUUGACACCUUAAAACAGGAGCGUGACAAAUGGCUGGCUGUCAGCCAGCAGGAGACAUCACAGGUCAUUAAAUUAAGUGAAGAAUUAGAAGUAGAACGUCAGCAGGUACAAUCUCUGCAAGACUUAGUGACUGAGCUUCGUCAACACAAUCAGCUAAAUAGAUUUGACUCAAGCCAACUGGAAUGUGAUGACCCUGACACUAGUAUCCGUUCCAUACAACAUAAUUCAUCUAUAUGUAGUGAAGUUUGCGCUAAUGUAGUAGAAGUACAGCUAGGAGAAGAACGUGCAAAGAUUGUUGCUCUUAAGCAACAAUUACAAACUUUACAGGAUCAAUUAAAUGAACUAAAUCAGAAAAGCGAACAGGACAAACAAGCAAUGGAGUUAAUCAUAUGUGAAAAGGAGUCGGAAAUAGUCAACCUUAAACAUCGUGUCAAUGAAGAGUUGGAGGAACAGAAUAAUUUGAAAUCCCAUUUUAAUGAUGAAAUUAGCAAACUCAAUAAUGAAAUAAAUGAAAUGGAACAACAGCUUAAAUAUAACACAGAACAAUCUAGACGAGUCCUUGAGAAAAAAAUGGAUGAAAUUAGAAUUUUGCAAGAAGAGAAAAUAUCUUUGUUGCAUAGUUUGUCUGAUGAAACAACUAAACUUGAUAAUAUUAUUAAAAGUCUAAGGACAGAUUUAGAUACAGAAAAAAAUACAAAAAUAUCUAUGAAAGAGGAGUAUGAAAAUCAUAUAAUGAAAUUAAAUGAGAAGGUUCUAAAUAGGAAUAAUGAAUUGGUGGAACUGCAGAAUAAUUUGCUACAAAAUAGUGAACAGCUUGAAUAUCUACAUGCAGAAGUCAGGAAGGAGAGGCAAAUUAAACAAGACCUAAUUAAUAAACAUUGCAUGGAAUUACAACAGUUCAAUGAAAAACAAAACCUAACAGACAACAUACUAAAACAAAAAACCAAUGAAAUAGAGCAGCUACAGAAGAAACUUGAACUUAAUCUAACUUGUACAGAAAAAUUACAUAAUGAUAUUAGUAAUUUAGAAUUGAAAAUCUCGGAUUUAGGAGAUAACUGUAGAAGUUUAGAAGACAAUAAACUGGCAUUGCUUCAAGAAAUUAGGAAUCGUGAUGCUAAGAUUGAAGAAAUUCAAAAGGAAGUAGAAAAUGUUGAUAAUAUAUUUAAAGAGGAGCAAGAGAAAUGGUUAUUUGAAAAAGAUGAAAAAAGUGUUACAAUCAAUGCAUUACAAAUGCAACUUCAAAAUGAAAUAGAUUUUAAAAUGCAAUUACAGAAUGAAUUGACACAGUUGCAAAAUAAUAGAAUUUCUUUGUUAGAUAAUGUUAACAGACUUAAUUUGGAACUUGAAGACUCGAAAAAAGAAUUGGAAAUAAAGGAACAAACUAUUGUUGGAAUGGACAUAUAUCUCCAUGAAGAAAAACAAAAGAAUGUCAAAAUGACGAAAGAAAAUGACGAAUUACAGGAAAAAGUAAAAGUAAUGUCUGAUGAUAUUGCAGUUAAAGAAAUUAUAACUAAAGAUAUUGAGAAUAUUCUACUAGAAAAGAAGAGGUUUUAUGAAGACGAAAUUCGUAAUAAAGAUGCCUUAAUAGAAUGUGAACAUCAUAAAUUAGUUGAUGCGCUUGAAGAGAAGAAUACAGUUCAAUCUGAGCUCAUAUCAAUCACCAAUGAAAAGCAGAAACUUGAAAAAGAACUAAAUGAAAAAUAUACGGAAGUGCUACAGUUUAAGGCGGAAUAUACGAAAAUGAUACAGAUAGUAGAAGAAAAGAAUUCAACAAUUGGAGCUUUAACUACUAAAUCAGAACAACAUGCAAUUAGUCUAAAAGCCAUGGAAACCAGUGCUAUAUGUAAUGAAACUGAGUUAAAAGAAGCAAGAGACAAUAUUUGUAUGCUCAAACAACAAAUAAAAUCUUUACAGGACCAAUUAGAGAAAUCAAGCAAAAAAAGCAAACAUGAUAGACAUGAAAUGGAGUUAUGUAUAUCUGAAAAAGAAACUGACAUAUUAAAUUUAAAACAUCAUAUUAACAAAGUCAGUGAGGAGAAAAGUAAAAUUGAAGUAAUUACUAAGGACGAAGUUACGAAACUUAAUAGCAAAUUAAAUGAAUUGGAACUAAAGCAUAAAGAAAGUAUUAAAGAGUUUACACAUGUAAUCGAGACAAAAACGCACGAGUUGAAAGUUGUCCAAGAAGAGAAAAUGUCUCUUUUGAAAAAUUUGAGUCAUGAAAAUAAUAAACUUGAGGAAAUUGUAAAAACUCUAAAAGUUGAUUUUGAUGUGGAAAGAAAUGCAAAAAUAUCAAUGAAUGAAGAGUAUGAAAAUCGUAUCACGUCAUUAAAUCAGACAAUAUUAGACAGGAAUAAUGAAUUAGUGGAGCUUCAGAAUAAUUUGUUUGAAAAGACUGAAAUGCUUGAGAAGCUGCAUAUAGAAAUCAAAAGGGAGAGUCAGAGGAACUUAGAUAUUUCUAACAAGCAUCAUGACGAGUUAGAAUCUUUAUGUGAACAAAGAUUACAUAUGCAAAAUAUCUUAGACCAGAAAGUCCAAGAACUAGAACAGUUAGAAAAGAAAUUACAAGAGUAUGCAACCUAUACUGAGGAAUUAAAUAAUCAAAAUAAUGAUUUGAAAUCUACUAUUACUAGUUUAAAACAAAAUUGUAAGAAUUUAGAAGAAAAUAAAUCAACAUUAAUUUUUGAAAUGAAGAACCGUGACAGUAAAAUUGAGGAAAUUGAGAAUAUUCGUAAAGAAGUCGAGUUUGAAAAUAACGUGUUUAGACAGGAGAAGGAGAAAUGGUUAUGUGAUAAAGAUGAAAAAAAUGUUACAUUAAAUGACUUACAGAUGCAGUUGGAAAAUGAAGUACAGUUUAAAAUACAGUUACAAAAAGAAUUGAAUCAUUCACAAAAAAAUAACAGUUCGUUACUGGAAGAUAUGACAAAUCUUAAUUUGGAAUUAUCAAACUUAAAGCAAGAUGUAGAAAUUAAAAAUCAGACUAUUGUAGAAAUGGAAUUAAAUUUAGAGAAAGAAAAAAAUAUAAAUGAAGGAUUGAAAACAAAUUAUAAUAGACUGCAAGAGGAGGCUCAAAUAUUGACAAAAGAAGUUAAUGCUAAAGAUAUUAUAAUUGCAGAAAUGCAGAAUACUAUAGAAGAGGAAAAGAAGUACUUUGAGAACGAAAUUCUUAAAAGAGAGAAAUUGUUAGAAUCUGAACAUCAACAAUUGUUAGUAGUGCUUGAAGAGAAAAAUACAAUUAAAGCUGAACUUACUUCUGUUGUCAAUGACAAAAACACUCUUGAAAAAACUGAAAAUCAUAAAUGUACAGAAAUAAUGCAAUUAAAAGAAGAAUUAAAGAAAAUGAAAGAGUUAUUAGAAGAAAAUAAAUCAAACGUAUCUAGUGAAAUUAGUGCUAAGAAAGAAAUAGAACAGCAUUUAGCACAAGAAAGAGCUAAUAUUGAUCUGCUUAAGCAACAAGUACAAACUUUACAGGAUGAAUUAAUUAAAUCAUGUAAGACGAGAGAAGACGAAACUCAAGCAAUGGAAUUAGUUAUAUCAGAAAAACAAUCUCAAUUAAAUAACUUGAAAUAUCAUAUUGAUGAAGAGAUCGAAGAGAAAAAUAUGGUUAAAAUCAAGUUUAAUGACCUGAUAAGUAAACUUAACACUGAAAUAAAUGAACUGCAACAAAAGCUUAAAGAUGAUACACAACAGUCUUUGAAAAUAAUUGAUACAAAAGUGGAAGAGGUGAAGAUUCUGCAACAAGAAAAAUUGUGUUUAAUACAAAAAUUGUCUGAUGAAACAACUAAACGUGAUAGCAUUAUACAAAGUAUGAAAGGUGAACUUAAAAGAGAAUUAAAUAGUAAAGCAUCUAUGGAAGAAGAAUAUGAAAAUCAAAUAAUAAAAUUAAAUGAGAUAGUAUCAAACACUCAUAAUAAAGUAAUGGAGCUUCAGAAAAAUAUAUCGAAGAAUAGUGAAGAGCUUGAACAAGUACGCGAAGCAUUAAGAAAAGAAAGACAGCUUAAUCAGGAUCUUACUGAUAAAUAUUACAUGGAAUUAAAGGAGUUAAAUAAGCAAAAAAUGCACACAGAUAAUAUUUUAGAACAGAAAGUUGUUGAGUGUGAGCAGUUUCAAAAGGAAUUGCAACAAAGUGUAGCCUAUAGUGAGGAGUUAAAUAAAAAUGUUUCAGAUUUGAAAAUGACUAUUUCUCAAUUAAAUGAGAAUUGUAAAAUUUUAGAAGACAAUAAGUUGACAUUACUUUUAGAAGUCAAGGACCGUGACGCGGCAGUAGAAAAAAAUCGAAAGGAAAUUGAUAACACUAACACAAAGUGGUUACAAGAUAAAGACGAAAAUAAUGUAACCAUAAAUGCACUACAGAUGCAGCUGAAAAAUGAAUUAUUCAUAAAAAUGCAAUUACAAAAAGAAUUGACUGAUUUGCAAAAAGUCAGAGGUUCAUUGCUUAGUGAUAUUAAUCUUCUCAAUCUGGAACAUACAAAAAUAAAAAAAGAAAUUGAAAAUAACUAUCAGACUAUAAAUGAAAAAGAACAACAAUUAAAGGAAGAGCAACUGAAAAAUGAAAAAUUGAAAACGGAUCAUGAAGAAUUGCAAGAAAAGGUAAGGAUAAUAUCACAGGACAUUACAACUAAGGAUAUAGCAUUGAAAGUAGUGAAGGAGGAAAAGACUUCUUAUGAAGAUGAAAUUCUCAAAAAAGAUGCAUUAUUAGAAUUUGAACAACAGAAACUAUUGGAUGUACUGGAGGAAAAAAGUGCUGUUCAAGCUGAAUUAAUAUCAGUAAUGAAAGAAAAAGUUGCACUUGAAAAAGAUAUAAGUCAAAAGGGUAUUGAAGUGUUACAAUUAAAAGAAGAGUAUGCUAAAUUGAUGCAGAUAUUAGAAGAAAAUAGAUUAAAUACCGACAACAAACUCCUGGACGUGACCAAAGAACUCGAGGUUAGUAAGGAAAAUUGCCAACAACUCUCAACUCAGCUGAAGAGAAUAGUCCACCAGAAGAAUGAAGAGAUAGCAGAACUCAAAAAGCAGGUUUCAAAAAUGAGUGUGACUGAAAAUAGAGCAACUCAAAUUAUAAAAGUCUCAUCUAAGUACCAGGCGAUCAUAUUAAAAAGGAUAGCUGAAAUAAAAAAUAAUACUGUAUUGAAGGAGUUGACAAACUUCGGCAACUCGGCUAACUGUGAUAACGAAGUGAGACGCAGCUUGUAUGCCGGCACUAUCACUAUGGAGGACUUGGAGAAUUUCUUGGAAACAACUGAAAAACAUUUGCGCCGCUGUUCUGAAAAACAGAUCGCAUUGCAAAAGGAACGAGACAGAUUGACCGAUGUGAAUAGAAUCAAUGAAUCCGAGGUUAUAAACUUGAAAAAGUUUUUGACAGAGCUAGCAGUUGGCUACAAAACAUUUUGUAAUAUUAAGGAUCUGUAUGCGCAAAAAUUGAGUAGGAUAGUGACUGUACAGAGGACGGUCCGCCGAGAGAUCUUAAAUCUUGAUGGGCGUAUAACAGAGGCGACUAUGUGUAAGUUAGAGAGGGGCUACGCGGCAGUCAUGCAAGACUUGUCAGAGUGUUCUCUGAACAUGCAAAGGUGGAUCGAGCGAAGUAUUGACAGGACUAUUUCUCCUGAGAAAAUUCAGCAAGCUUUCACGUGUGAAAACGAUCGUGUCUCGCUAGCAUCCAUGUCUUUCCAAAACAACAGCUUAGAUAUACAGUUAGAGGAGAUGGAGAAAUCAUUCCAGAAGUUACUAGAAGAAGUGCUGAGGGCGCAGAAAGGAGAGGGUGCAAAGGACGCGCAAUCGGUCACCAUGAUGGAAAUACGCGCCGAAUACGAGGACAAACUCAACAGAAUGAAGGCAAAAAUGAAAGAACUUUACCACGAGCAGAUCGCAGUGUUCCAAUCUCGACAGAAAGAAGAGAUUGCGGCAUUGGAGCAUGAGUUGCAGAAGAGUAAACAGAAGUUGUUGGAGUCGAGCCGCGCUUACGAAGAGCAUAUAAAGUCCCUUACGACAGAGCUGUGGACGGUUGGCGAAAAGUUCCUUAUGAAGCAAGACGAAGCAGAGUGGUUGAGAAAGAAACAGCGCUACGGGUCAUUGAUGUCACUACAGCAUGUACAUUCGUCAGGCUUAAUGCCGACACAAGAGGUGCCAUCUCGACCGUCUGACACACAUUCACUUCGCUCCUUACCUGCAUUUAAUAACAAUACCAAUGGUAAACGUGAGGGCCGUGGUUUACACAUGUCAGAUGAAGAAGGCGAGGUAUUCGACAACCGUUGUCUGAAAGAGUUGUCCUCGACGCCGCGCCGGUCGCCUCCGCCCGGGCUACGACUAUCGGAGCUCCGCUGGCGGAAUUCACUGUGUCCACCACACCUAAAGAGUUCCUACCCAGCCGAGACGCAGUUCGCCUCCGCCAUUGAUGAAGAUGAUAUUAAGUGUUCUACUAUGAUAAACGGUGGCGGUCGACCACAGCGCAAGGAAGUUGGCAUCACCGCUUAUAAGAAGCCCGGACCGCCGACACCAAGCAAGCAAGCUGGGAGACUGUCUGCCACGGAUUCGGAACUCCGUGAGUCGUUGCGCGUGGAAAUGGACCCGCAGGCGCAGGCGUCGCGCAAGACUAGCACUCCCUCCCGUUUCCGUGCGUUUUUCAGAUCUGCCAGACACGAUAUUAGUGACGGUACCCCACGAAAACGAUCGAGCAUUUUCAGGAAGAAGUAACUAUGAUGGAAUUGUAUGGGAAACAAAAUUGCUGAAUAAUAAA
Molecule: messenger RNA, 7701 nt
Organism: Achroia grisella
Lineage: Eukaryota; Metazoa; Arthropoda; Insecta; Lepidoptera; Pyralidae
Product: putative leucine-rich repeat-containing protein DDB_G0290503
Exons: 19
Coding region: 144-7658 (2504 amino acids)
Source: RefSeq, a predicted model, not a curated record